AUGGGAAGGAUGUUGGGGGUGCCAUGGGUCAACAAGGUGGGGCGGCGAACCCAGUGGAUAAAGAUGGGUAUCCGAAUACUGGAGUUUGAGGUUGCUGGCGUUUGAAUGACAAGGGGUGACAUUUGUUGUACAAAGGUGAUGUGGAGAGGCAUAAAAAGGGUGCAGGCAUUGGGGAUGCUAAGCGGACUUGUGUAUUUGAUCUACUUCCUUGGUCAGACAAUACCAUCACAAAUUGUAAUAUUGAGAAGAAAGAAGAUAGAAAUUGGGGGUUUCCGCUGCUGUGCCAAAGGUCUGAAAUGUGCUGCCUCCCACGAACGCACCCUUUGCCGUGUUUGUGGAUCGACCGCCAGAUACCCAAGCAACGCUCAAAGUUGAUCGAAGCUACCCUACCCGUGGAAAUGCAAGCAAAGCAUAAACCAUUUUGAAACACCAUACGCCGCCUUUU
This is a messenger RNA of Lindgomyces ingoldianus, 445 nucleotides long. RefSeq lists its product as uncharacterized. Lineage: Eukaryota; Fungi; Ascomycota; Dothideomycetes; Pleosporales; Lindgomycetaceae. The coding region runs from base 106 to 375 and encodes 89 amino acids. The transcript has a single exon. The record is from RefSeq and is a predicted model, not a curated record.